Apus apus (common swift) is the source of this 3258-nucleotide messenger RNA. It is a transcript of the gene PRPF40A, whose product is annotated as pre-mRNA processing factor 40 homolog A. The transcript has 26 exons. NCBI's taxonomy places the organism in Eukaryota, Metazoa, Chordata, Aves, Apodiformes, Apodidae. Gene Ontology annotation, cellular component: U2-type prespliceosome; U1 snRNP. Gene Ontology annotation, biological process: mRNA cis splicing, via spliceosome. Gene Ontology annotation, molecular function: RNA binding; protein binding. Bases 104 to 3193 code for a protein of 1029 amino acids. The record is from RefSeq and is a predicted model, not a curated record.
CGCGCUUCCCGGCGGCGGGAGCUUCUUCUUCUCUCGGGGGCCACCCGCGGGGGAGAGAGAGUAAGCGGCGAAGAGGCUGCGGGCGGUGGGGCCGGCCGCCAGGAUGUCAGGUGGGGACUCGGCGGCGGCGGCGGCCACCGCCUCCCCGCAGCCGCUGCCCUUCUCCCUGCCCAAGCCGCCGCCGCUGAUGCAGCUGACGCCGGGGGACGCCGUCCGGCCCGUCAGCGCCGCCGCCGCCGCCGCCGACCAAUCACCGAAGAGCAGCCGGCUGACGGGCCGCCCUGAUUGGCCGGCGGGGAAGCCAGUCAGCCUGCUGGCCCCUUUGCUCCCGCCCCGCGGCGAGCCCGAGCCGCUGCUGCCCUUCGGCCCCUCGUCCCGCCAGCCGCUCCGCGGGCGCCUGCUGGGCCGCUGCGGCGGGGGCAGCCUGCUCAGCCCCUCCAUCAGGCCCGGCGGGGUCGACCGUGGCUCCCUCAUGAUGGGACACCCGGGCAUGCCGCAUUAUCCGCCCAUGGGGAUGCACCCUAUGGGGCAGAGACCCCCAAACAUGCCCCCAGUUCCACACAGCAUGAUGCCUCAGAUGAUGCCCCCCAUGGGAGGACCACCAAUGGGACAGAUGCCUGGGAUGAUGCAGUCAGUAAUGCCUGGAAUGAUGAUGUCCCACAUGUCCCAAGCUGCCAUGCAGCCCACAGUUCCGCCAGGGGUGAACAGUAUGGAUGCCCAAGUAGGAGUAACACCUCCUGGAACUCAGAGCUCUGUUUUGUUUCGCCCUCAGACGACACAUCCUGUAGUUUGCGCUGCCCAGCAAACGGCCACAACCAACAGUUCUGUUAGUGAAGACCACUCCAAACAGAAAUCUACGUGGACAGAACACAAAUCACCUGAUGGGAGAACAUACUACUACAACACUGAAACAAAGCAGUCAACCUGGGAGAAGCCAGAUGAUCUCAAAACACCUGCUGAGCAACUGUUGUCUAAAUGUCCCUGGAAAGAGUAUAAAUCUGAUUCUGGAAAGCCCUACUACUACAAUUCCCAAACAAAGGAAUCACGCUGGGCAAAACCCAAAGAGCUGGAGGAUCUUGAAGCAAUGAUUAAAGCUGAAGAAAACAGUGUCAAGCCUGACGACUCCACUCCAGCAACGGCUGCUUCAGCUGCUGAGGCAACAAACACAACCACCACAGCCACCACUGCUGCUGAAACAGCUGCAGCUGUGACCACCACCACUGCUGCUGCUGCAGCACCAGCAGCCUCGGAAGGGGAGUCUGCUGCAGCCUCUUCUGGGGCAGAAAAUGAGAAUUCUGGCACGGCGACAGCUGAGGAGCAGGGACAAGCAGCUUCUGCACCUGCUGGGCAGGACCAGAGUGGAGAAGCUGCAGCUAAUGCAGCAGAUGACUCUUCCAAGCAAGAGGCCUCAGGAGAUGCUGCUUCAAAGAAGGAGGACGAUGAUGCCCAACCAGUUAAAAAAACCUACACAUGGAAUACAAAGGAAGAAGCAAAGCAAGCAUUUAAAGAGCUGUUAAAAGAAAAGCGAGUACCGUCCAAUGCUUCUUGGGAGCAAGCUAUGAAAAUGAUCAUUAAUGAUCCUAGAUACAGUGCUUUGGCAAAAUUAAGUGAAAAAAAGCAAGCCUUUAAUGCUUACAAAGUUCAAACAGAGAAAGAAGAGAAAGAAGAAGCAAGAUCCAAAUACAAAGAAGCUAAGGAAUCCUUCCAGCGUUUUCUUGAAAACCAUGAGAAGAUGACAUCCACCACCAGAUACAAAAAAGCUGAACAAAUGUUUGGGGAGAUGGAAGUCUGGAAUGCGAUCUCUGAGCGUGACCGUCUUGAAAUUUAUGAAGAUGUCUUGUUUUUCCUGUCUAAGAAAGAGAAGGAACAAGCCAAACAGUUAAGGAAGAGGAACUGGGAAGCUCUGAAAAACAUACUAGAUAACAUGGCUAAUGUCACUUACUGUACUACUUGGUCAGAGGCUCAGCAGUAUCUGAUGGACAAUCCUACAUUUGCAGAAGAUGAGGAACUUCAGAACAUGGAUAAGGAGGAUGCGCUGAUCUGUUUCGAGGAACAUAUCAGGGCACUGGAAAAAGAGGAGGAAGAAGAAAAACAGAAAAGUCUGCUUAGAGAAAGGAGGCGGCAGCGCAAGAACAGAGAAUCCUUCCAGCUAUUUUUAGAUGAGCUGCAUGAGCAUGGCCAACUACAUUCCAUGUCCUCUUGGAUGGAGUUGUACCCAACCAUAAGCUCUGACAUCAGAUUCACCAACAUGCUUGGUCAACCUGUUUUUUCAUCAGGAUCAACAGCACUUGAUCUUUUCAAGUUCUAUGUUGAAGACUUGAAGGCACGUUACCAUGAUGAAAAGAAGAUAAUAAAGGAUAUCUUAAAGGAUAAAGGGUUUGUGGUGGAGGUCAAUACAUCUUUUGAAGAUUUUGUUACGGUCAUCAGUUCAACUAAAAGAGCUACUACUUUAGAUGCAGGAAAUAUCAAGCUGGCUUUCAACAGUCUGCUGGAAAAGGCAGAAGCCCGUGAGAGAGAGAGGGAAAAAGAAGAAGCUCGCAAGAUGAAGAGGAAGGAGUCUGCCUUCAAGAGCAUGUUGAAACAAGCUACUCCUCCAAUCGAGCUGGAUGCUGUCUGGGAAGAUAUCAGAGAUAGAUUUGUGAAAGAGCCAGCUUUUGAAGACAUCACUCUGGAGUCUGAAAGAAAAAGAAUAUUUAAAGAUUUCAUGCAUGUACUAGAGCACGAGUGUCAGCAUCAUCACUCCAAGAACAAGAAACAUUCUAAAAAGUCCAAAAAGCAUCACAGGAAGCGAUCGCGUUCCCGCUCGGGCUCAGAGUCCGAGGAUGAUGACAGCCAUUCCAAGAAGAAGAGGCAACGUUCAGAAUCCAGAUCAGCCUCGGAGCGUUCUUCCAGCGCAGAAUCCGAGAGAAGUUACAAGAAGUCCAAAAAGCACAAGAAAAAGAGCAAGAAGAGAAGACAUAAGUCUGAUUCACCAGAGUCAGAUGUUGAGCGAGAAAAAGACAAAAAAGAAAGAGAGAGAGAUGGUGAAAAGGACAGAGCAAGACAGAGAUCUGAAUCAAAGCAUAAAUCUCCUACUAAAAAGCGGCCUGGAAAAGAUUCUGGGGACUGGGACACCUCGGGCAGCGAGCUGAGCGAGGGGGAGUUGGAAAAGCAGAGGAGGACUCUUUUGGAACAACUGGAUGAAGAUCAAUGAGAACAUUAUUUAUACCAAAUAUGUUUACAUUGUGGCAUAAUAAAAGAAACCAAUGUCUAAUUCAG